This is a messenger RNA of Pristis pectinata (smalltooth sawfish), 3409 nucleotides long. Its product is annotated as methylcrotonoyl-coenzyme A carboxylase 2. The transcript has 14 exons. Gene Ontology annotation, biological process: L-leucine catabolic process. Lineage: Eukaryota; Metazoa; Chordata; Chondrichthyes; Rhinopristiformes; Pristidae. The record is from RefSeq and is a predicted model, not a curated record. The coding region runs from base 439 to 2073 and encodes 544 amino acids. Gene Ontology annotation, molecular function: methylcrotonoyl-CoA carboxylase activity. Gene Ontology annotation, cellular component: methylcrotonoyl-CoA carboxylase complex; mitochondrion.
UGCUUACGGGUCAACUCACCCCGCGGCGGGCGGAACGACGGAAAUCUGUCGGAGGUCGGUGGAAAUGAUCCGUGAAUUCGCAGUUAACCCUUCGCCCCAUUACUUACCAAGCACCCUAUCUAUCUGUCUUAACAAUAUUCAAAGAUUCUGCAUCCACUGCUCAUUGAGGUAGAGGGUUUCAAAAAUUUACAACCCUCUGAGAAAAAAAGGUAUAGGUGGGUUGCAGGUCGAUUUGGUUCAGGAUCUAGGCCAAAUGCCAGCUUCAUAUUUAAAGAAUGUCUGAAAAUACAGCAGGAAACAUGCAAUAGCUAUAAAAGAAGACAACCCUAUUAUGCUCCUGAUGAGAGAAGAUUAUGGACAGCCAACACCUGUUUCAAAACACAUAUUCUUGGGAAAAGAAUUCUGUGGACGAAGUUACUUUCCUCCCCUGAUAAUUUAAUGUUCAAUAAUUUGGUAAGAACUUAUGUUACAAAAGCAUAUCCUGUUUUAAAUGGGAAACUUCAUCCAAUUCAUCAACAUGUCUUUGAAUCGAAUUUACAAAACAGUAUGAUCCACAGUAAAAGGUAUUUGGAGCUGAUGAAACAGGUACAGAAAGGUGGAGAUGAAAAAGCGAUCCUGAGGCACACCCAGAGGAAUAAAAAACUGUUGGUCCGAGAACGUUUACGGUUGCUUCUGGACACAGAGGAGAUCCUGGAACUGUCUCCUUUUGCUGGAAUGGGAAUGCCAUAUGGAGAUAUUCCUGCUGCAGGCUGCAUAACUGGAAUAGGUAAAGUCAAUGGAGUUUGGUGUGUCUUCAUUGCUAAUGAUGCAACAGUCAAAGGAGGGACAGUGUACCCAGUUACAGUGAAGAAACAGCUGAGAGCCCAGGACAUUGCAAUUCAAAACGGACUGCCUUGCAUAUACUUGGUGGACAGUGGUGGAGCAUUUUUGCCGCUUCAGGCAGAGAUAUUUCCAGGUGAGAAUCAUGGAGGUAGAGCAUUCUACAAUGAAGCGAUGAUGUCUGCUGCAGGCAUUCCUCAGGUGGCAGUUGUGUGUGGUUCAUGCACAGCUGGUGGGGCAUAUGUGCCAACCAUGGCAGAUGAAACAGUAAUGGUGGACAAGAUUGGGACAAUAUUUCUUGCUGGACCUCCACUAGUUAAAGCAGCAACAGGGGAAGAUGCCACCCCUGAGGAGCUGGGAGGUGCAACCGUGCAUGCAAAGGUUAGUGGUUGCAUUGAUCAUUUUGCAGCUACAGAGGAAGAAGCGUACAAAUGUACCAGGAACAUCAUAGCCACGUUAAAUCUUGAACUUCCACCAAACAUGCCAACUGACUUUGAAGAGCCUCUCUACGCAGCUGAAGAACUAAAUGGUCUUGCUCCAAAAGAUUACACACAUACCUUAAAUAUCGAACUGGUACUGAGUCGUUUGACAGAUGGAAGUAAAUUCUUGGAGUUCAAAGCUUUGUAUGGAACCACGCUGGUAACUGGCUUUGCUCAGAUUAAAGGUUACCUUGUUGGAAUUGUAGCUAACAAUGGAGAACUCACUCAUAAUGCCUCACUAAAAGGCAGCCAUUUUGUACAACUUUGUGACCAGAGAGGCAUUCCUAUCAUAUUUCUUCAGAAUACAAGACCAAAUGUUACAGUGACAGGAACAUUACCCAAGGCUGAAGAUGUUACGAACCAACUUAAGGCCCAAGGCUCCAUGAUGGCAUCUGUGGCAUGUGCCUCUGUUCCCAAGAUAACCAUUGUAAUUGGAGGCUGUUAUGGUGGUGAAAGUUUUGCCAUGUGUGGUAGAUCAUUUGAUCCAAACUUCCUUUUUCUAUGGCCAAAUGCCAGGAUCGGACUAGUUAGCCCAAAUUACUGCUCAAAGUUCCUGGAAAGUGAUGGAGAGAUCCAAGAUGAGGUACAACUGAAGAUCAUGAAGGAAAUGCUGGAGGUUCAAAGCUCUGCUUUUCACUCCUCUUCUCGGAUUUGGGAUGACGGUGUAAUACUACCUACAGACACUCGAACGGUAAUUGGUCGGUGUUUAAAUAUCUUCAAACAGAAACCUCGGUUUCAUUCUCACUUAGAAAGGCAGGUUAUAUUGAGGACAUAAACACAGAACUUGGCCCAAUGAAGAAAGCAAUGGACUUGGAAUUAAUUAUGCUUUUGUUGAUUAAGGAUGGCUGAGCAGACUCAAUUUUCAAAAAGGCAUACAACAAUUAAUAUGGCUUAAGUGCCUGGUUAAAAAAUAAAUGAAUCAUUGUGAUUCUGCAGAAUUCCUAUUUUUUACCUGAGAUGCACAAGUAAUAAACUAGUUGGUUCAGGUUGCUCAAGGUUUCAUGUCCGCAGACUGCAGUCAUUUCAAUAAACUAUAUGUGGUGUGUAUCAAUCAUCUGCGUCUUAGGCAGAACAUAAUUGUACUCAGUUGUAACAAAUGCCUGAAGUGAACAGCUUCUGCAUCCUGCUGUGGCACUUCCUAUCCUCAAACUAAUCGUCCUUUCUUGCUGACCUGAACAAAGAGACCUCGACUGGGUUUGAGACAAUAUGCAUGUAAAGAUGAAGUAAACCAGCCCAAUGGUUGUUUGGCAGAAUUUCUGAAUAUUUCCAUACUAUUUCUUAUGUCUUUUAAGUUAAUUUUAUAAUGAACCUGGAUAAUACUAAAAUGAUGGUAAAUGCUAUCACAGCCAUAACGAAGUGCCUUAGUUAAGAGUCAUUCUGAAGUAUUCACAAAUUUUCUUCUGUAUAGUUCAAAACUGUUGGGAUUGUGAUCUGGCUGAGGAAGGAAUUCUCAGUAAUACAGAAAUGAUGGGUUAUUAUUCCACUAAAAGCCGAGGCACUAAUGCUUAAGUCAAAGCUGUUGAAGACACUGACUCAAAGUGGCAUUCCAUGUCGAAUGGUACUUCACACAACUGCCAUUCUUCCUUGAUUUAUUCUCUGGUUAUGGACGGAGCAUUCAUAGUCGUACUGUUAACUGAGUGGCUAGCCUACCCAUUGAAGAAAGUAUUAAGAGUCAAUCAUUUAAUUGUGAUGCUGUGUUCCCCUUAUGGAAAGACUUUGGUGAAGCAGGUGGAAUUUUGAGAGUCUAGAAACUUUUAUGUAAUAUUUCCUGGUAGAACCCCAGAAAAUGAUCACAUCCAGAUUUAUAGCUUGCCACGUUGGAAUUUGAAUUCAACGCACCAGAACUGGUUCCACAACUCCACUACGCUACUUUAUCCCUUAUAACUGAGUUGUAAUUGAAUGAUCUGUCCACAUUCAUUCGUCAGGCUUGUAUAUGUAAUGACAACGUGAAUGAGGUGGCGAGGGCAGCCAGAGCUUCUGUCAAGAUAGAUUUCAGAAGACUGGAGAGAAACUUGUAUAGAGAUAUGUAUAAUCAAACAUUUGUAUGUUUUCACUUUUGUGCAAUGUGGAAUAUUUGUUAAUGAUGAAUUCCUACAUGUUGUAUCGCUGAA